Molecule: messenger RNA, 650 nt
Organism: Scaptodrosophila lebanonensis
Lineage: Eukaryota; Metazoa; Arthropoda; Insecta; Diptera; Drosophilidae
Product: mesencephalic astrocyte-derived neurotrophic factor homolog
Exons: 1
Coding region: 2-520 (172 amino acids)
Biological process (GO): dopaminergic neuron differentiation; neuron projection development
Cellular component (GO): endoplasmic reticulum
Source: RefSeq, a predicted model, not a curated record
UAUGGAACUGAAAUAUUUAUUGUUGCUGCUCUUCUCGACAGCCGUUCUUGGCCAGACAGAGCUGGCGCUUAAGGAGGAUUGUGAAGUUUGUAUCAAGACUCUUGAACGUUUUGCAAAAACACUACACGGUGUGACCAGAGACGACUACAAGAUGAUUGAAACUGAAUUCAAGAAAUUUUGCAACACUCAAAAGAAUAAGGAGCGCAAGUUUUGUUACUACCUGGGCGGUCUGAAGGAGUCGACUAGGAAUAUAUUAAGUGAAUUGAGCAAACCAUUGAGCAGAUUAUUGCCAGCGGACAAGAUUUGUGAGAAACUUAACAAAAUAGAUGCCCAGAUUUGUGACUUGCGUUAUGAGAAGCAGCUUGACUUAAAGAAUGUGGAUUUGCAAAAAUUAAAGAUUAAAGACUUGAAGCAAAUAUUGUACAACUGGGAAGAUAGGUGCCAUGGUUGUCUGGAGAAGACUGAUUUCAUUCGACGCAUUGAGGAGCUGAUUCCGAGUAUUGCACACGAAGAAUUGUAGAGGCACUACACCACCCAAAACAGUCACUAUGCAUUGAAAAGAAAAUUGUUUAGUUAAUUUAUUUAUAGCAUUUUAAGGCAAUCAAUAGUUUUCAGCUGCUUUUAAUAAACGUUGAUGAGUGCCUAACUUA